UUAGAAGAGCAAGGAUCCAAGAGUUUGAAGAUGUGAUAUGCAGAUGGUUUGCUCCACAAAUCAGCAGAUGAAACCACAAAAGCUCAACACUCUGCUUUAAUAAAUAUCUCGAUUUUUCUUUGUUUCAAUUUUCCAUUCUUAAAAUCUCAAAAACCAUUUAUCAUUCUUUAUAAAAAAAAAAUUUAGUUAAAUCACAUUCAUCCAAAAAAAAAGUUGAUCACGUAAAUUUGUAUUCCUAUUAUUUAUAUUUUCCUUUGUAUCUCGAAAUUUGUGUGUUUGAUUGAUAGAAGCUUUCGUCCAAUUGCAUAACUAUUACGUCAGUUUACUAAAAAGGUAUUUUUUUUUGUAACAUGGCUUACGAAAAAGUUACAAGCUACUCGACCAAUUUCACCACUACAAAUGGUUAUUAUCCAAAGUUCCGUUAUAAAAGUGAUCCAUUAUUAUAAGGUGACAAACAAUCCGUCAUCGUAUUCCAUUUUCACAUGUUUGUGCACAUCACAUCCAAUUCCAAACUGUUUCAAGUGUCAUCAUUUUGUAACGGCCAAACGAUAAAAGAAAGAAAGUCUACAUAUUUGGCAUUGCCAUUCUCACGCAACAUCAAACGUAGUCAAGUUCAACGAACAUAACAUUCCUCCUCCCCUCUCCUUUUAUUUUGGUUUGUAUUCGGUUACAAAUUUAAUAAAAGUUUUCCCUUUAACAAGUUGGGUUUAAUUAUUUAUUUAUUCUUUGAAGUAGCAAAAAGAACUACAAAUCUGGUGGCCACAUCAGGAAGGCAUAUUGGGCUAUUUGUAUUACUUUUCACACUGACCAACCCUUAAUGAGUUCAUUUUUAUUUAGAAAAUUCCUUUAUGUAAUCCUCGUGGUGGUUUGGUGUUGGUUUUGUCUACGUUUUAUUUGAUCAUCAUCAAUCAUUUUACAUAAUGUAUAUAAUAUAUACUCAUACCAUUCAACAUUGUUAACUUGCAUAAAUGAAUUUGAUGGAAAGCAAUGUCUCAUCUAAUAAUAUAUAAAUGGCCACAAAUCAACGUAAGUUGGGGCAAAUCUCAUCUAAGUUUAUUAAAGGGUCAAAACGACUGAUAAGAAGACAUCAUUGAGAAGAACAAAACCAUACAAAUCUUAAGUUUAACAAUAUCCUACUUUUGAAAAAAUAAUGUAAACGUUUUGUUCCACAUAUUUGUAUACAUAUGCAAAUAUUUUAGAAAAUAAAAAUGGACUUGUAUAUCGGUUUUUCACUAAAAAAUGUAUGAAUUAUGUUAGAACUUAAACAUCAUUUCUAAAGUAGCUUAAUGUCACAUGGAACUUCUUCAGAAGUCCCUCGUUGGCUUUUGGUUUUUCAUCAAUAAUGUUGAUCAACGCUUUGGGAUCCAUGUGAUGACUACAUCAAGAUUCCGAUUGUUAUCUCUCCAAUUAAUUUUAUUUCGCCUUUUUAAAAUACCAUGAAAUUUAACGACCUCUAUAUAUAUAUAUAUAUAUAUAUAUAUAUAUAUAUAUAUAUAUAUAUAUAUAUAUAUAUAUAUAUAUCCAACACAACCACUUAAAGAACUAUUCCAUUUUAUCUUGGGUUAUUCCUCCUUUCUCCACAUGAUGGAUACAUUCUCUUGUAAUACUUAUGAACAAAAUCACUCCCCUUUCGAUCAUCAGGAUGAUGUUGUUGAUAUUGAUGAUCAUGAUCAUCAUCAUGCUGGUGAUCAUGAAGAAGAGAGUGGAUGGACAACUUAUCUCGACGAUUUCUCAAAUCAAUACAGAACUCAUUGUGAAGACAGCGAUCAUCAAGACAAGAGUUCUUGUUCGCUUCUUGGCGUCUCUCCUUCUCUGAUCUCCGACGCCGCCACUGACGCCUUUUCCGGCCGGAACUUUCCAGUUAAUUUUCCGGCCAAGUUGAAGUUUGGGAAAGCAAGAACCAAAAAGAUUUCUGAGGAUGACUCUCUAGAGGACACGGCUAGCUCUCCGGUUAAUAGCCCUAAGGUCAGUCAGGUUGAACAUAUUCAGACGCUUCCUAGAAAAACUGAGGACUAUGUCUCUUCUAGUUUCGUUAUGAGAACUACGAGAGGCAUGGUGGAUAAUCAGAUCCAAAUCCAAGAAGGGUAUGAACAAAGUAUGACGAUGACGAGGAAUCUUGGAGAAGGAAACAUCAACAACAAUAACAACAAUAUGGACUUGAGGAGUAGAGGAUUAUGUGUCGUUCCUAUUUCCAUGUUGGCUAACUUUAAUGGUCGCUUCUGAAUGAUAAUCAAUUCUAAUUUAAACACCCUUGUGAACUUGGUGGUGCUUAUAUAUGUACCCGUCUUGAAUAUAUUUGCUUGAAAGUGGGUACAUCGUGGUGUGUAAGUGAUUAAUUAUAUAUAUAUAGUUUGUGUAAAUAUAUAUAAGCGCAUAUCGGUGGGAUAUUUGUAAA
Molecule: messenger RNA, 2395 nt
Organism: Brassica rapa (field mustard)
Lineage: Eukaryota; Viridiplantae; Streptophyta; Magnoliopsida; Brassicales; Brassicaceae
Product: vascular-related unknown protein 1
Biological process (GO): xylem development
Source: RefSeq, a predicted model, not a curated record